Messenger RNA from Suillus subalutaceus, 1194 nucleotides. RefSeq lists its product as uncharacterized. The annotation marks the transcript as partial. The transcript has 5 exons. NCBI's taxonomy places the organism in Eukaryota, Fungi, Basidiomycota, Agaricomycetes, Boletales, Suillaceae. Gene Ontology annotation, molecular function: protein binding. The record is from RefSeq and is a predicted model, not a curated record.
CGUACAUUCUCGCAGUCCUCAGUGGUCGUCAAUUUUGCUUGGUAUCCUGGGGCAUCAUCCAGCAAUGCUCCAGCUUACUGUUUCGUCGCUUCUGUGCGUGACUGUCCAGUGAAGCUUCUGGAUGCUUCGGAUGGAAGGCUGAGGGCCUCGUACCAGAUUAUCGAUCAUCGUGAAAGGUUCAUCGCUCCUCAUAGUCUCGCGUUCAACUUAACAGCCAAUAAGCUAUACUGCGGUUUCGAAGAUGCCAUCAAGAUAUUCGACAUACAACAACCUGGGGAGGGCGAUCGGCUCCCGACCACGCCUUCCGAGAAGAGCAAGGAUGGGUUCAAAGGCAAGAUAUUACAUUUCCUAGAUCGUAUGAAUGUUGAUCCAAUUUCAGGCAUCGUAUCCAGCAUAGCUUUCUCCUCCUCUUAUGACUACUACGCGAUCGGCAGCCUAACACCUUCCUCACAAGCAAUGGACAAUAUUGUGCUGUAUUCGGAGUCAAAUCAAGCAGCCAUCAUGCCUAUAGGAGGCGCAUAUUCUCAUUCUGGACUGAAGUUUCACCCGACAAAACCGCAUAUUUUGUAUGCUGCAUUUCGUCGACACGAUGCUAUAUAUGCAUGGGACCUUCGCAGUGAUACAUCUGUACCCGUGAAGGUUUCCAGGAUGUCCCCUGAUUCUCGCAAAACAUUAACCAAUCAAAAAAUCGAAUUCGACAUAGAUUGUGCUGGGAGAUUGUUGAGCGUCGGUGAUCAGAAUGGAUGCGUUUCGAUGUUUGACCUCGGAGAUUCGGACGAAUUGGAUUCUGAACAGUCAUCUCUGAUUUCGCUGCAAAAUAUCGCCCCAGAGAUGACUUUCAACGCACACGGAGGCAAGUAUACCAAACACCCCGCGCUCAUCCCUUUAAAGCUGAUCUUUGUGACCGAAGAUGUGGUUGGCUGCGUGGCAUUUCAGCCCUUGCAUUCUAAUCUUCUGGUCCAACGGCGAGUCUGGAGUUCAUAUUGUCAUGCAGGCUCUGAUCCUCACCCGUUUCACUCACCAUUUAAGCAGGAAUACGGCGCCCUAUAUCUUGCCAACGGAGAUGAUGCCUUCGCUGCAAGUGACUACAACAGGGCCAUUGAUUUAUACUCUGUGGCGAUCGAGCUGGAUUCUGCAAGUGACACCGUGUUUGCGAACGUGGAUCUUGAUCAACCUGGCAUAGCAGGUGAGUGA